AAACAGCUGUUGCAUCUACACAGUGGUUUGUUGAUAAACGCCACGCCCCCUCUUUCCACAGAAACUAUUAAAAUACAACGAAUAAGUGGCAGCAGAUGGUCAUAUGAAUAAGAUAAGUGGAUAGUACACUCAGGUAAAAGGUCUACAACAUUGGUUUGUUCGUGGGUGCUGCCUCAGGACGUACUAGCGCACAUUCGCUCAAGCGAGCGGAAGGCGAAAGCAAAAGGCUCGAUUAUUGCUCGCUUUAGGUGCUCUUUGUCUGACCUAACCGCUCCCUCACGUAAAACAAUAUCAUAGAGAACUCUGCUCUCCGUUCUGCGCAUCAACAAAAUGCCGCCUAAAAGGAAAAUCCGCACUAAUGCGCCCCGCGGAAAUGGAAUUCACGCAAAUGGGUAUCAAAACUGGGACAAUAACGACGACGAAAGACAUGUCGGUAGCUUCGCAUUAGAGGAUAGUCCCAGUUCAGACUUUGAGGUUGUUUUGACUGGGAAAAAACAACGAACUAAUAGCGACCGGGCGAAGCCCACAAGGGUGUUGAAGCAGGAGAAUUGUGCGGAAAUAGAGCUUCACAAUCCUAUAGAUACUGAGCCGGAAGGUGCCACUGAUUUCGAUUCAGGCUUGGGACAGUUGCUUUCGCUCAACAACAUAUUGUACAAUAAUGUAUUAAAGGAGAUGCUAGACCGUCUUAAAAGCAUACAAAAAACACAGAAAGCCAUGGAGGAAUGGCAAAAAGAUAGGGACGCGAAGAUCUUCGCGAGGCUGGACAAAAUUGACAAUGAACUGGAGGCUUUGCAGAAUGGUACCCUCGCAAUAGGAGCAGCCAGUACGGACAGUGGUCAGUGGCCCACAAAAGUAAUACCGCUGAACCCAUUUACCCUAGUAUCCGAACUUGAAGCAUUGGAGAAAAGCCUUCAAGACGACGAAAUUCUUAAAAGAAUGGUCAAGGAAUUUGAAAAUUUGAAUGCCAGCGACUACGAGAAAUACAUUCGAAUGUGUUGGCGUAAAAUAUUUGUGGACGAGCUGGCCGAGAAAUAUUGCUGGAGGGGAACCACGACAAAGAAGUGCAUUAGACCCCUCUCCAUUACACUGGCUAUUCGAAGUGCAUCUAGAAAAAAAUAUCGCGAUUUUGAUGAAUCCGUUUUCGACCGGGCUUCGCAGAAGUUUUUCCAAUAUGCCCACGACCGGCUUAUGAAACUUGCGAACUAUGUCACGAAAGCAAAGAAAGUUAAUCGUGACGAUCCCUUAGCUAUCCCAACCUCUGAUAAUUCUUAAACCCCUCGUAGGCCCAACGACACGUUGGGGUUGCAAUAUCAGAACUAAAUUUAAGUGUUUUUGAAGUAGAUUAAGGCAGCUGCGUAGAGCAGGAAAAGGAAUCAAACAGAUGUUAUGAAAAACUGCAUAUGUACAUACAUAGACAACAGGCCCGGGAAACCACUGAUCUAUACGCAUCGGGUAUAUCGCUAUACUCUUUGAGUACAGGGUAUAAAAAGUCUUGAUCAAGAAGAAGGGUUCUUCUUCAAAAGAACGCCAUGUUCCGCAGUGCCUCUUUCAAAUAUUUGUAUUAAAGUCCCUUUGAAUAAUUCUAAUUGAAAA
Molecule: messenger RNA, 1593 nt
Organism: Drosophila persimilis
Lineage: Eukaryota; Metazoa; Arthropoda; Insecta; Diptera; Drosophilidae
Exons: 5
Coding region: 331-1272 (313 amino acids)
Source: RefSeq, a predicted model, not a curated record